Messenger RNA from Ustilago hordei, 1422 nucleotides. RefSeq lists its product as uncharacterized. Gene Ontology annotation, cellular component: Golgi membrane. NCBI's taxonomy places the organism in Eukaryota, Fungi, Basidiomycota, Ustilaginomycetes, Ustilaginales, Ustilaginaceae. The coding region runs from base 1 to 1422 and encodes 473 amino acids. The record is from RefSeq and is a predicted model, not a curated record. Gene Ontology annotation, molecular function: UDP-galactose transmembrane transporter activity. Gene Ontology annotation, biological process: pyrimidine nucleotide-sugar transmembrane transport. The transcript has a single exon.
AUGUCCAGCACCACAGUCUUUGGUCUCUCGCUGAAGCAGGUCUCGCUUGCCGUUCUCACGGUGCAGAACACGGCGCUGGGCGUGGUGAUGCACCAUAGUCGUGUGUCAGCACCUCUCGGAAAGUCCUACUUUUUUCCCACGGCCGUUCUUCUGACAGAGCUUCUCAAGUGCCUGAUAUCCUUCCUGAUUGCAGCGAUAUCGAUAGACAGUCCAUCCUCUGAUUCCCUUCCGCUCCCUUCAGCAACCAAACGCAAGCAUUCGCAUCCAGAGCACGAUUCGCUCGCACCACGCACACACUCGGCCGGCUCGUCAAAGGUCUCGGAGAGAUCAUCGCCACUCAACCCCUCCAAAGUCGACCUUGUCAUGGACGAGAUCGCCGCACAGGACUACUGGAAGCUCUCCAUCCCCGCCUUUCUCUACGUCUUGCAGAACAAUCUCCAAUAUGUCGCCGUCUCCAAUCUCGAGCCGCCCGUCUUUAUCUGCGCAUAUCAGAUCAAGAUUCUCACCACUGCCUUUUUCAGUAUCGUUAUGCUUCGCAAGAAGAUUGGCAUGUGGCAGUGGCUCUCGCUUGGCAUGCUUGCAAUUGGCGUUGCUGUCGUUCAGAUUCAGAGCAAAUCCGUCUCAGGUCUCGUCCCCUUCGAGGUUCGCACACAUGGCUAUGGCCACGUCUCUGCCGGUCCAGCUGCUGAUCUGCCGCCUCCUCCACCACCGCCGCCCUUCGACUCGCAUCGAGCUCCACCGCCAGAGCGUCUUCCCAACGUCGGCUCCUUCCUCUCUGGCCCCGGUACCAAGGACUACGACCAUCUUCCUCCAUCCUCGCCCUCCUUUGACGGCUCACGCAUCUCUAUGAGCAUGGAGGAAAGCGCAAAAGCCGACAAGCCUAUGCAGCCGAUCCAAGGUUUCCUAGCUGUCAUUGCUGCUUGUUUCACAUCAGGUCUUGCCGGCGUCUACUUUGAGAUGGUCCUCAAGACUUCUUCCGCCAAUCUCUGGACAAGGAACGUACAGCUCUCUGCCUGGUCCUUGUUCCCAGCUGCCUUACCCGUUCUCCUCGAGAUGCUUCGUCGUGGUGUCGCUGCACCUUUCCUUCACUUUGGCGCAAGUGCUUGGGCUACCGUCGUGCUUCAGGUCACUGGUGGCCUAGCCGUCGCCAUGGUCAUUAAGCAUGCCGACAACAUCUUGAAGGGCUUUGCCGUCAGCUUCAGUAUCGUUCUCAGCUUUGGCUUCAGUGUCGCCUUUUUCAAUUUCCCCUUCACAGCCCCAUUUGCCGCAGGUGUAGCACUCGUCAUCUUGAGCACCUUGUCCUACUCUCGCGGUCCCUCAAAGUCUUUGUCAAAAUCAGCAUCCUGGAGCGCUAUAGCAGAAGCAGCAUCCUCCUCAGCCUCUUCCUCGUUCAGAGAUAAAGCCAGACUACUCAGAGAUUGA